This is a messenger RNA of Dichomitus squalens LYAD-421 SS1, 1113 nucleotides long. RefSeq names its product GTP binding protein. The transcript is spliced from 11 exons. Bases 1 to 1113 code for a protein of 370 amino acids. The record is from RefSeq and is a predicted model, not a curated record. Gene Ontology annotation, biological process: cytoskeleton-dependent cytokinesis. Lineage: Eukaryota; Fungi; Basidiomycota; Agaricomycetes; Polyporales; Polyporaceae. Gene Ontology annotation, cellular component: septin ring; cytosol; septin complex. Gene Ontology annotation, molecular function: molecular adaptor activity; GTP binding; GTPase activity.
AUGUCGUUCGCUGGCAGACGUAGGGGCAACAAGGUCAAAAAGGGUGUUCAGUUCACGGUCAUGGUGGUCGGUGCCUCUGGCACUGGCCGUACCACUUUCGUGAACACCCUUUGCGAGUCUGAAGUCCUCCAACACAAGGUCUGCGACUCUCCCGAGACCGCUCACGUCGAGGAGGGCAUUAGGAUCAAGCCCGUCAACGUCGAGCUUGAGGAGGACGGUGUUCGCAUCGCCCUGACCAUUGUUGACACCCCUGGAUUCGGUGACAACAUUGACAACGAGUUCGCCUUCCAGGAGAUCGUUGGCUACCUCGAGCGUCAAUACGAUGACAUUCUCGCCGAGGAGUCUCGUAUCAAGCGUAACCCCCGCUUCAGGGACAACAGGGUGCAUGCUCUCCUCUACUUCAUCUCUCCCACUGGCCAUGCCCUGCGUGAGAUCGACAUUGAGUUGAUGCGCCGCCUGUCUCCCCGCGUCAAUGUCAUCCCUGUCAUCGGUAAGGCCGACUCGCUUACUCCCAGCGAGCUUCGUGGCUUCAAGAAGCGGAUUAUGGAGGAUAUCGAGUACUACGAUAUCCCGGUGUACAACUUCCCGUACGACAUUGAGGAGGACGACGAGGACACGAUCCAGGACAACAGCGAGCUCCGCGCCUUGAUGCCGUUCUCCAUCAUCGGUUCUGAGGAGGAAAUCGAGAUCGACGGCCAGCCCGUCCGUGCUAGGAUCUACCCAUGGGGUAUUGCCGAGGUUGACAACCCCAAGCACUGCGACUUCAGUCGCCUCCGGGGCGCUCUGCUCAACACCCACUUGGCGGACCUCAAGGCACUGACCCAUGACGUGCUCUAUGAGACGUACCGUACUGAGAAGCUCUCCAGGACUGUCCACUCCGAUACUCAACCCAACAGGGACUCGUCGAUCCUUCCCGAGGAGCUUGCGAGCCAGAGCGUCCGUCUCAAGGAGGAGCAGCUCCGUCGGGAGGAAGAGAAACUGCGCGAGAUCGAACUUCGGGUCCAGCGCGAGAUCAACGAGAAGAGGCAAGAGCUUUUGGCAAAGGAAGAGUCGCUCAGGAAUCUCGAGAGCCGCCUCGCGGCUCAAGGCUCACAGUCGGAGUUCCGCGACUGA